This is a messenger RNA of Athalia rosae (coleseed sawfly), 2057 nucleotides long. Its product is annotated as V-type proton ATPase catalytic subunit A-like. Gene Ontology annotation, biological process: ATP metabolic process; proton transmembrane transport. Gene Ontology annotation, molecular function: proton-transporting ATPase activity, rotational mechanism; ATP binding; ATP hydrolysis activity. NCBI's taxonomy places the organism in Eukaryota, Metazoa, Arthropoda, Insecta, Hymenoptera, Athaliidae. The transcript has 2 exons. Bases 123 to 1982 code for a protein of 619 amino acids. The record is from RefSeq and is a predicted model, not a curated record. Gene Ontology annotation, cellular component: proton-transporting V-type ATPase, V1 domain; lysosomal membrane.
AGGUGACGAUGAUUACAUAAUUUCAGUUUAUCUCGUUUCAUUGUUUUUAUAAUUGGUGCAACGCCGCUCAUGCAUAAAAUUCGUUUCAAUUAUGAUUCAUUUGUUCGAUUAUAAAUUUAGCGAUGUCUUCCGCGUUACGGGAUCUUGAUUUAUCUGAUUCAGAAUCAUGCGUGGGUUACGUUUUCGGAGUAUCGGGGCCAGUCGUUACGGCGGAAAAAAUGUUAGGAGCUGCAAUGUACGAAUUAGUGCGUGUCGGUCACUCAAAAUUGAUAGGAGAGAUAAUUCGUCUCGAUCGGGACACGGCAACGGUCCAGGUUUAUGAAGAAACAAGCGGUUUGACGGUCGGGGAUCCCGUUUUGCGUACCAAGAGUCCUCUUUGCGUAGAACUGGGUCCUGGUAUUCUUGGAAGUAUUUUUGACGGGAUCGAACGACCGUUGAAAGAUAUCCACGACUUAACAGGCUCGAUUUACAUACCAAAGGGUAUAGCUGUUCCUGCGUUAUCCAGGAGUAUAAAGUGGGACUUCAUGCCCGUUAAAAUUCGACCAGGAAGUCAUCUUGCCGGGGGUGAUCUCUUCGGUAUUGUGGAUGAAAAUAGUUUAGUCAGACACAAGCUGCUUGUCCAUCCAAAGGCUAUGGGAACGAUUACCUACAUCGCUCCGGAAGGAAGCUAUACCGUUGACGAUGUUAUACUUGAAACAGAAUUUGAUGGGGAAAUAAAAAAGCAUACCAUGCUCCAGCUUUGGCCUGUCCGGACGCCAAGACCAUACACCGAAAAGCUCAAUGCCAAUCAUCCACUUCUCACCGGUCAAAGGGUCCUCGAUGCUCUUUUUCCCUGUGUCCAAGGAGGAACCACAGCGAUCCCGGGUGCGUUUGGAUGUGGAAAAACUGUCAUUUCGCAGUCACUGUCGAAAUACUCUAAUUCCGACGUCAUAGUGUAUGUGGGGUGCGGGGAACGAGGCAACGAGAUGUCAGAAGUCCUUAGGGACUUUCCAGAACUUUCGGUAGAAGUCGAAGGUGCCACAGAAUCAAUUAUGAAGAGGACGACCCUUGUAGCAAACACAUCCAACAUGCCAGUCGCAGCCCGAGAAGCUUCAAUUUACACGGGAAUAACAAUAGCCGAGUAUUUCAGGGAUAUGGGAUACAAUGUAUCAAUGAUGGCAGACUCAACGUCCCGGUGGGCUGAAGCCCUUAGAGAAAUAUCGGGGAGAUUAGCCGAAAUGCCUGCUGACUCUGGAUACCCAGCUUAUCUGGGUGCGCGACUUGCAAGUUUUUAUGAACGUGCAGGGAGAGUUCAAUGCCUGGGAAAUCCUGAACGGGAAGGUUCCGUCAGUGUUGUUGGGGCAGUUUCACCGCCUGGAGGAGAUUUUUCUGACCCAGUUACCAGCGCUACUCUUGGGAUUGUUCAAGUUUUUUGGGGGCUCGAUAAGAAACUUGCACAGCGAAAGCAUUUUCCUGCCAUAAAUUGGCUCCUUUCAUACAGCAAGAAUCUUAGAGCGUUGGAUGAAUUCUACGAAGAGAAUUUUCCAGAGGUUGUCAGUCUUAGAGCUAGGGCUAAUCAGGUCCUUCAGGAGGAACAGGAACUCAGCGAGAUAGUCCAGCUUGUCGGAAAGGGUUCACUAGCCGAAGGGGAUAAGGUCACUCUUGAGGUUGCAAGGAUCUUGAAGGAGGAUUUUCUACAGCAGAAUAGUUAUUCGGUCUAUGACCGUUUUUGUCCGUUUUACAAGACGGUUGGGAUGUUGAAAAAUAUUAUUGGGUUUUAUGAACUGGCAAAAGCAGCUGUUGAAUAUAGCCCACAAGACACACACCUUGCGCACAGGAUAACUUGGGAUAUCAUAAAGGAAUCAAUGCGAGACUUACUUUACAGGAUCGCUUCCAUGAAAUUUCAGGACCCUGGAAACUCCGGAGAAGAUGAAAUACGCGCUGAGUUUGAUAGGAUCCAUGAUGACAUGCAACAGGCAUUCAAAAACCUCGAAGAAUAUUAAAGAAUAGAUCAAAUGUAUGAACUGUGGCGAUAUUUCGUGUUAUUUAGGUUCUAAUUACCUCAUUCUUUAACAUUU